Rotaria sordida is the source of this 387-nucleotide messenger RNA. The record is from the annotation of a GenBank genome assembly. NCBI's taxonomy places the organism in Eukaryota, Metazoa, Rotifera, Eurotatoria, Philodinida, Philodinidae.
AUGAUGAGUUUAGGCGAACAAAACGAGGAAGAGAAGUCACAGCGUCGAUCUACUCCUUAUACUGAAAAAAUUCAGGAGCGUCCUGAGCGCAACCCACCGAUUCUAUAUAAACCAUUAAAGCCUAAAGAUUUUUUUGAAAAAUAUCGUCAUGAUAUUACCAGCAGAGUUUACAAAGUUUGGCCCAAAGUAGAAAAAGACUUCACAUUAGAACCAUUUCAAGCAUCUUUUCGUUAUUAUGAUUAUGGUGGUCAAUAUCUUUUCAUGUGUGACUUACCUGAUGGACGACCAACAUAUAUAACAGUUACCGAAUCAUUCGAAGUAGAAGAGGGAGAACUAGCUAAUGAUGAUGAAGAACGACGACGACGCGUAAUCAUCAGUGUUAGUUGA